This is a messenger RNA of Hevea brasiliensis (rubber tree), 805 nucleotides long. RefSeq names its product protein GOLVEN 6-like. Bases 75 to 521 code for a protein of 148 amino acids. The record is from RefSeq and is a predicted model, not a curated record. The transcript is spliced from 4 exons. NCBI's taxonomy places the organism in Eukaryota, Viridiplantae, Streptophyta, Magnoliopsida, Malpighiales, Euphorbiaceae.
UUUUUGUGCUUUGUGUUUGUUAGCUCUCGCAGUGUACCACAUACAAGUUAUAUAUCCUUACCAUACUAAAGAAAAUGUCUCACGCAAAGUCUUCUAGGAAAGAAAUGGAGCUUCUAGUCAUCUUCCCUGUUCUGUGCAUUUGCCUUUCUAUGCUUUUAUCAUCUUGUGUUGGUACCCAAGUUCAAGAACAAGCCAUGGCCAGUAGAGUUGAUAAAGUCGAGCUUUCUCUCCCUGCUGCUGCGCUUCCAAGGAAGCUUAGAAUAAUACUACUUCUUGAUGAGAAAGCAGCACCUGUUAAUGAUCAUGGAGGUCAAGGUUCCGCUUCAAGCAAUAAAAUGGAGAGAGGAGAUAUAUCAGGAAAAUCACGCCACAAGGAAGAAAAUGUGAUGAAAAGAAGCAGAGGGACAAGGCAAGAAUGGGUGGAGGGAACCGACGACACAUCGCAAUAUUUUACGAUGGAUUAUUCCCACGUUAGAAGAAGAAGUCCCAUACAUAACAAAGCAUUGCCGGUUGGUCCAUGAAACAAUAUGCAUGGAUUUUAAUUAAUUUUCCGACUAUAUAUCGAUCCAAACAAACCUUUCUUUAUCGAUCCAAACAAACCUUUCUUUGACACAGUUUUGCCUUAAACUACGUUCAUGUUAUUGUAAUUGGGAAAAUGGGGGGACCUUUUCUGUGAUUUAUGCACGUUAAGGCCAACAUUAUGGAGCAAAACCCUAAGAUUUUGGAUCAGUUUACUAAAUGUACGUGUGAGUUUAUAUAUAUAAUAUGUAACCUUUCUCUAUUAUCAUUACGUGGAGAUUAUUCA